AGAACUCUCCUUCCUCUUCCUCCAAUUCGGCCAUGGGCAAGUUCUCCCUUUCCUUCCUCCUCUUCCUCAUGGCUCUGGCCUUGCAGAAUGGCACCUGCAAUGCAGUAGCCCCAAGGAAGGCGGUGGGCAUCUACGAGCUCAAGAAGGGCAACUUCUCGGUGAAGGUCACCAACUGGGGCGCCAUCAUCACCUCUGUCAUCUUCCCUGACUCCAAAGGAAAUUUGGCCGAUGUGGUUCUUGGCUAUGAUCGACUUGGUCCAUACAUUAAUAAUUCGGUUUACUUUGGAGCUUUAGUCGGAAGAGUGGCGAACAGGAUUGCCGGGGGCCGGUUUGUUCUUAAUGGAACUGUGCAUCGACUGUACAGGAACGAUGGGAAUAACUCACUUCAUGGUGGACACAGAGGAUUCAGCCGUGUUAUUUGGACGGUGAAGAAGAUAGUAAAGGGAGAGUUCCCUUCCAUCACCUUGUACUACCGGAGUUUCGACGGAGAACAAGGGUUUCCCGGCGAUCUGGACGUUUACGUGACGUACAGCAUCUCCGGCGACUACCAACUGAGCGUGUCGAUGAGGGGAAAGUCGCUGACGAAGGCGACGCCGGUGAACUUGGCGCAGCACACGUACUGGAACCUGCGGGGCCACGACGGAGGCAGCAUCCUGUCACACAGAGUCCGAAUCUUCGCCUCCCGGAUCACCCCCGUCGACGCGGACCUCAUCCCCACCGGCGAGCUCGCGCCGGUCCAAGGCACGCCGUUCGACUUCCUCCGGCCGGAGACGGUGGGGUCGCGGAUCGACCGCGUCCCCGGCGGGUACGACAUCAACUACGUGGUGGAUUCGUGGGAGGGGAAGAGGUGGCUGAGCAGGGUGGCGACGGUGACGGCGGAGGAGACGGGGAGGAGGAUGGAGUUGUGGGCGGAUGAGCCGGGGGUGCAGUUCUACACGGGGAACUUCUUGAGAGGGGUGAAGGGGAAGGGAGGGGCGGUUUACGAGCAGCACGCGGGGCUGUGCCUGGAGACGCAGGGGUUCCCCGACGCCGUCAACCACCCGAAGUUCCCGUCGCAGAUCGUGGCGGCGGGGGAGGAGUACCAUCACAACAUGCUCUACCAGUUUUCCUUCUGAAGGCCGGCGGCCUGGCCUGCUCUGCUCUGCUCGCUCUUCUUGGGCUCGUCGAUCUACCGAGGGCCUGCAGCCGUUGAGCCCAAUAAAGCCCAUUCAUUUUGUCAAAAGCUUAAAGUUAUCUAGCAGCACUCAUCUUUCUCCAAGUUUGUUUCUAAAUGCCUAACCAAACAAACAAUAAAAACCACCCAGUUAUGCACUCUACUUUUCAAGUUACCAAAUCAAGGCCUCUUUGUUGUUUGUGACAAUUUCAUAGUCGACUCAGAGUUAAAGGGGGAGCAGUCGUGGCCCAACAAGGCGGUUAGCGGCCAGGAGUAGCCAGGGGGAGAGCAGUCCGAUCGAGGGGCGGUGUGACGGACACGUAGCAAGUGGAGGAUGCACAGCGCGCGUCCUCCUCCGCUGUUCGCGGCUCCCUGCUAUACAUGACAAACGCAAAUUAAAGCUCACCAUGUGGACUUGUUGGACAAGUUGACAUGAAGCUGACCCAUCCAAUUUGGCAGCGGCAACAACACCACCAACAAAGCGAGCGGGGUGUGUCGCAGUAGCACCGCGUGCAGUGCAGUACAGUGCGGUCGCCACCAUUCUCAGCGCGCUAAUUUGUCACAGCACUCGCUCGCUCACAUGGGGUGGUCUCUUUCCAUGCUCAUUCGGUGGUCGCCACCGCUCCACUCCAUGUGGAACGCAUCACAUGGUCGCUCGUACACGGCUUUGUCCUUCGUACCGAAAUCAACCCCAAGUUUUACCUCCUUACUUAGUCGCACCAAAAGGACACCUCCUUUAUAUAAAUUAUAAAGGUAAAAUUUAAUGGCAAAGGUAAAAUAAAGUUGGGAGGGCGGGGACAAAAUAAAAUCUCCUCCUAUUUCUCAGGGAACCGAAUCACAUGAUCUCUUUAAAUGGGCCAAUGGCCCACGAGCCGUCGGACGGGUCGCCAUCGCGAAAUUUAGGGAGUAAAUGAGGCCGACUCAUUCACACGGCGACUACGCAGCCAUUAACCGCGUUAACACGUGAUUAGAUACUUAAGACGGAGAUUAGCGGGCCCCGCUGCGUAUAAGACAAACGGGGAAUAAUGAGAACGAGGUCAUCCAUCCGCGACGCCGACACGGAGGCGACAGGAUCACAAGGCAUCUCUGGGGACGAGUGUUUCGCGAUUUUAAUACAAACCCCCCACGAGACUUAAGCCCCCUCGAUUAACAUUAAAGAAACAGAGCCAGGCUAGAAGGUGGGUCGCCGGACAAGAACACGUGGAGAGCCAGAAGCGCGUGGGCCAUGGGAGGGAAACACCGCCGCAUUGGCGGAGAAGUCGGGUGGCGAGUUGGGUCGGGUGAGGAGAACUAAAGGGAACAUCCCGGACCUACGCCUUUCUGUCGAUUAGCUUCCAUUGGUUUCUUCUCUUUCGUUCUCACUAUAAAGGUCGUCUUCCUUCGCCACCGCUUUCCGCCCCUUCCCUUCUCGUUCUAGAUUUAAGAUGUCGAGCCGGAGGAACAGGGUCUCGGAGGAGGAGAUCAAUGAGCUCAUCUCCAAACUUCAGUCUCUCCUCCCGGAAACCCGCCGCCGGGGCGCUGGCCGGGUAAGCAGCCAAAAGUGCAUGCACACAAUUAUCUACGUAGUUAAGGUACGAGUAUGACAGAGCAUUGCAUUAUCUACUAACCUCUCGGAUGGAGCAGGCGUCCGCGGCGAAGUUGCUGAAGGAGACGUGCAGCUACAUCAGGAGCCUAAACAGGGAGGUGGACGACCUCAGCGACCGGCUCUCGGGGCUCAUGGCGACGCUGGACAGCAACAGCGCCGAGGCGGAGAUCAUCCGGAGCCUGCUCCCCUCCUGAUUCAGAUUCCUGAUAGUGAGUUAGGACUUACUCCAGACGUAAAGAUAUAUGUAGUGUACGUACCUCUGUUCUGAAAGCCUAGGAGUUAGGAAGACGAAGCUAGCAGCGAUUUUCCUUACUCGAAGCCUGAUUCGAGUUGUUUUCUCUGUAGACAACCGACCGACACAUCUGCUUAAAAAAAUCAGUAAUGCUUCCCAUGUAAUCGAGGUUCGAGAUGUAGUGUCGUAUUUUACUAUCCACUGUCCGUCUCUUGUUCUUA
Molecule: messenger RNA, 3191 nt
Organism: Zingiber officinale
Lineage: Eukaryota; Viridiplantae; Streptophyta; Magnoliopsida; Zingiberales; Zingiberaceae
Product: galactose mutarotase-like
Exons: 5
Coding region: 33-1115 (360 amino acids)
Biological process (GO): glucose metabolic process; beta-D-galactose catabolic process via UDP-galactose, Leloir pathway
Molecular function (GO): aldose 1-epimerase activity; carbohydrate binding
Source: RefSeq, a predicted model, not a curated record